Eremothecium cymbalariae DBVPG#7215 is the source of this 1653-nucleotide messenger RNA. It is a transcript of the gene BEM1, whose product is annotated as phosphatidylinositol-3-phosphate-binding protein BEM1. The coding region runs from base 1 to 1653 and encodes 550 amino acids. The transcript is spliced from 2 exons. The record is from RefSeq and is a predicted model, not a curated record. Lineage: Eukaryota; Fungi; Ascomycota; Saccharomycetes; Saccharomycetales; Saccharomycetaceae. Gene Ontology annotation, molecular function: protein binding; phosphatidylinositol binding.
AUGUUGAAGGGAUUUAAGUUAAAGAAGGAGUCUAGUAGUUUUGCGAAGGGAAGGAUUACAUCUGCAGAUAUUAGUGGGCCAAGCCAGGAGAAAGGGAACAGUGGGAUUUAUAUGAAUCGUCUUAGAAGUCUUUCCAAUACGUCUCUUCGGGGCGUGAAGAAUAAUGGGGGAGGGGUUUCGCCCUCGAAUGAGGUUCCGAUUAUUUUGAAGGCUUUGUACACGUACCAUGCGCAGUCGCCUGGGGAGCUUUCAUUUACCAAGGGGGAACUUGUGCAUGUUAUAGGGGAGGAUGGGGAAUGGUUUGAGGUUAGUAGUCCUGAUAGUGGGAGGAAAGGGAUGGUUCCCAAGAGUUAUUUCGAGCCAGUUUCCAGGAGUCGAGUUGUUUCCACGCAGAGUAUUUUGGUUUCGCCUCAGCAGGCGAUGCAGUCUGUGAAGGCAGGUUCGCUGUAUGCGAUUGUGUUGUAUGACUUCAAGGCUGAAAAAUCAGAUGAGUUGAGUGCUUUUGCUGGGGAAAAUCUAUUUAUCUGUGCGCAUCAUAAUUAUGAAUGGUUUAUAGCGAAGCCGAUAGGUCGGCUAGGGGGGCCAGGGUUAGUUCCUGUUGGGUUUGUGAGUAUUAUUGAUAUUAAUACUGGAUAUGCCACGGGCAACAAUGUUACAGACGAUAUUGAAUCUGUAAAUUUGCCUACAGUACAGGAGUGGAAGAGUAAUAUUGCCAAAUAUAAGGCGAGUAACAUUUCCUUGGGGUCUGUAGAGCAUCAAGGGCGCACUAAUUCAUCUAUGAAUCCCACGUCAUCUCAGCCACAUAAGAUAUACCCAACAAUGAUGCAGACUUUUGAACAAUUAGUAGUAGUAAAUGCUGCUGUAGAAUCAUUCCUUUUGGAAGGUGAAAAGUAUUGGUUUCAUGUAGUUUGUGAUUUAGAUGACGGUUCUUCGCACUCCUUGAAGCGUUAUUAUGAAGAUUUCUAUGACCUCCAAGUACAAUUAUUGGAUACUUAUCCUGCUGAAGCUGGGAAAUUAAGAGAUAGUGGUGGACAAUGGACGAAGCGAAUUAUGCCAUAUAUUCCAGGACCGGUCCCUUACGUUACUGAUAGUAUUACCAAGAAGAGGAAGGAUGAUUUGAAUAUUUACGUCAAGGAAUUGAUCACAUUGCCGCCACACAUUUCUCAAUCAGCAUUGGUGAACUCGUUAUUUGCCAUUAAAAACAAUGGCUUUGAUAGACUGCUACCAAACGAAAACUUCGGCUCAAACUUGGAACGCGAUAAUGAUGACACAGUGGCACUAAACAAGCCGAGGAUUGGUCUCCAGGAGGAAUCUACUCUGACUGGUACUGAUCUAAAACGUUAUGAGAAAAUGGGCGAUAUGUCGCUGAACGACGCGAAUAUCUCAACCAGACCCACAAGUCUAGCAGCAGCACCCCCUCCAAUAAAGCCAACAAAGAUAAAGUUUUAUUACAAGGAUGACAUUUUUGCAUUGCUUUUAUCCCCAGAUAUCACAUUGGAGGAGCUAAAGAAGAAAAUUGCACCAAGAAUCGAUUCGGAGAAAUUUCAGAUCUUUAUUAGAGCAGACGAUGACGUUGCUACAGAAAUUAUUUCUGAUGAACAAGUGAUAGGAAUUAUCCAGGAAAGAUUGAAGAUCACUGUUUUAGAUGCUUAA